AUGCCUCCAGCUUCCUCGUUACCUUCGUCCUCCUCCCUUCAGCGGCUCAAUAACAUCGCAAGUCACAUCUCGCCCGCCAUGCCCUUCACCACCAACUUCACCGCGGACCUUGUUCCCCAGGCGCCCGAGGAUCCUCUCUUCGGUCUCGCCAGAGAAUACAGGGCGGACACGAGCCCGCAAAAGGUCGACUUGGGAAUCGGUGCUUACCGUACUAAUGAUGCGAAGCCUUGGGUCCUGCCCGUGGUCAAGAAGGCUGAUGAGGUUCUGCGAAACAAUCCCGAGUUGAACCACGAAUAUGCGCCCAUCGCCGGCCUUCCUGAAUUCACCUCCAAAGCGGCCGAGCUGAUCCUCGGCGCCGACUCCCCAGCGCUCCGGGAGAAGCGGGCGGCGUCGAUGCAAACCAUCUCCGGCACCGGUGCCGUCCAUCUCGGUGCCCUCUUCCUCGCCAAGUUCUACAAGGGCAACCGAACGGUCUACCUGUCCAACCCGACGUGGGCAAACCACAAGCAAAUCUUCGGCAACGUCGGCUUGCAGGUUGCCGAGUACCCGUACUUCUCCAAGGAGACCAAGGGACUCGACUUUGAGGGUAUGAAGGCAUCCAUCCAGGCGGCACCCGAAGGUUCCAUCAUCCUGCUUCAUGCCUGCGCCCACAACCCGACGGGCGUCGACCCCAGCAUGGACCAGUGGAAGGAGAUUGCCACCAUCAUGGCCCAGAAGAAGCACUUCCCCUUCUUCGACUGCGCCUACCAGGGCUUUGCCUCGGGCAACCUCGCUCGCGACGCCGCCGCCAUCCACCACUUCAUCGAGAAAGGAUUCGAGCUCCUCGUCUGCCAGAGUUUCGCCAAGAACUUUGGCCUGUACGGUGAACGGGCCGGAUGCUUCCACUUUGUGACGAGCCCUGGAUCCGAUGCCUCUGCGACGAUUACGAGGAUCGCCUCUCAGCUCGCCAUUCUCCAGCGAUCGGAAAUUUCCAACCCUCCCCUGUACGGCGCCAGAAUCGUCAGCACCGUCCUGGGCGACGCCAAGCUGCGCGCCGAAUGGGAGGGGAACCUGGAGGAGAUGUCUGGCCGCAUCAUGAGCAUGCGCAAAGCCCUGCGCUCGAAGCUCGAGGCGCUCGGCACACCCGGCACCUGGAACCACGUCACGGACCAAAUCGGCAUGUUCAGCUUCACCGGGCUGACGGAGGCACAGGUUCUCCGCUUGCGUGAGGAGCACCACAUCUACAUGACCAAGAACGGCCGCAUCAGCAUGGCUGGUCUGAAUACCAACAACAUUGAUCAUGUGGCCAACUCGAUUAGAAAGGUGGUGGCGGAGACGCAGUGA
Messenger RNA from Drechmeria coniospora, 1323 nucleotides. Its product is annotated as aspartate aminotransferase. Gene Ontology annotation, biological process: L-aspartate biosynthetic process. Gene Ontology annotation, molecular function: L-aspartate:2-oxoglutarate transaminase activity; pyridoxal phosphate binding. NCBI's taxonomy places the organism in Eukaryota, Fungi, Ascomycota, Sordariomycetes, Hypocreales, Ophiocordycipitaceae. The transcript is spliced from 3 exons. The record is from RefSeq and is a predicted model, not a curated record. Gene Ontology annotation, cellular component: cytosol. Bases 1 to 1323 code for a protein of 440 amino acids.